Molecule: messenger RNA, 925 nt
Organism: Alosa alosa (allis shad)
Lineage: Eukaryota; Metazoa; Chordata; Actinopteri; Clupeiformes; Clupeidae
Exons: 3
Coding region: 63-851 (262 amino acids)
Source: RefSeq, a predicted model, not a curated record
UAAACUAGUUACCACACAUGAACACAGAUCACACAUAUUGAUGCAUAUGAACAUUUUCGGGAAUGCUAUUCCCGUAUGACUACAUACAGCUUCAGAUGACUUUCGACAGCAUCAUGGAAAAUGAGCAGAGAACAUGUAAAAAGAGCAAAGAUUUUUAUGGUCUCAAGAUUUCCGACCUGUUGCCCCACCUGGACCGGAAGAAAGAUCCCCCAGGCCAACACCUCCUCCAAAGCCUCUCACGUUCAUCCUCUCUUUCCAAACCAGGGGAUCCAGACAAGCCAAGAGGUGCCCCCAUCGCCCCCCUUCCCAACAGCAUCCAGAGCCUAGCAGUGCAUCAGGCUUGUCAGCACCACCAGCAGACCACCCCUGGCAGCUCUGGCAGAAGCUUUAAGAGAAGCCCGACCUCAUACCUGGCGCAGAACACAGAGGCAUUUUCUAAGGCUUUCACAGAGCUAUUCUUCUUGCCCUAUAUUGCAGCAGGUCGACUGGGCGUGCGGCACUCGGUGUCACCAGCUGCCAUCAGGGACCUGUUCCAGCAGGGGGUGCUCUCGCCACAGUUAUUAAGGGUGCAGGCGGGCACCAAUAAGAACCCCAGCUCACUGUGGCUGGCACUGAAAGAGCCAGAUGCAAACAGUGGCAUGAGUGAACAGUACUUUGAGGAUCUGGAGGACCUCCAGAAGAAGCUGUUCAGCGGCACGCUCCAGCGCUCGGCUUGUCUGCUGAGGCCUCCCCAGGAGCCCAGUGCCCAGCGCCGGACACUCCGCAACAUCUGCCUCAGCGACAGCUCCAUGUGCUGCUCCCCACCACUUGUCUGCAGGAAUCAGAUCUACUACACCUCCUUCUCCAAAUGAAUUACUUACCAUACACCCACUAUUUUAUAAACAAGCUGGCACUCAUGUACUACAGGUGUGUUACAUCCAACAAG